This is a messenger RNA of Thunnus maccoyii (southern bluefin tuna), 3157 nucleotides long. Its product is annotated as chondroitin sulfate N-acetylgalactosaminyltransferase 1-like. Gene Ontology annotation, cellular component: Golgi cisterna membrane. The transcript is spliced from 9 exons. The record is from RefSeq and is a predicted model, not a curated record. Lineage: Eukaryota; Metazoa; Chordata; Actinopteri; Scombriformes; Scombridae. Bases 569 to 2167 code for a protein of 532 amino acids. Gene Ontology annotation, molecular function: glucuronosyl-N-acetylgalactosaminyl-proteoglycan 4-beta-N-acetylgalactosaminyltransferase activity.
AACCCCCAAGUGGUCCCUAGAAAAAUCUGAGGUCUCCCAAUGAUUACAAAAAUUCUUUUACACAAAAGUACUGUAAUUUCCUCUGACUUCUCUCUAAUUUUUUGCCUUUUUGACCCCUUCAGGCCUCUAAAAAUCCUGUAAAAGAAGCAAUCUAAGAAAGAUUGUCUGGCUGAUCUGCUCACCGUUUGUGUUCAUAACCUGUAAUGAGGUGUCAUUUUGCCUUAUUUUGAAGGGUCAAAAGCCAAACGGGAUGGGAACCAUUGCUUUAAAAUGAAUGAUUUUGUCAUUGUAGGGCGUUUCAGCACUCUGGCGAUGCGACACGAACACAUUUAUCCAAGAGAAAUGAAUGUUCGGACACCCUGUGGUGAUGCUAUCUGUGGAUGUGACCGAUGAGGACGCCAAGAGAAAGGACAAGGAUGUUUUCUUAAAAAGCCAUAUUUUUUAAUCUGUGCUGCAGGAACUAUGGGUUACUUAUCUUUUUGUUGUUGCAUCUCCUUGUGACAAAAGUUUUGUCAUGUUUUAAUAAGCCUCAAAUAUUUAAAAAGCCUUGUUUAAAAGACAAUCCACCAUGUUUAAACGGUGGCUGCUAGCCCUGGUGGCCCGUGUCGGCCUCAUUGUGCUUGGCCUCUGCUGCUGUCUGUUUCUGUUUUACCUGCUGGCCUGUAAGCCUGCAACCCACAGCAGCCAGCAAUCCCCGCUGUGGUCUGGAGGGGCCACCAGUAAGGAGGGAUACAUGGCCUUGUUGCAGGAGAGGGAGGACUCCCACAGACAUUACAUCAACAGCCUGACAAAGCAGAUAGCUCAGCUGAAGGAGGCUCUCCAGGAGAGGACGCAGCAGCUUCAGGAGUCGCUGGAUAAAGCAAAAACAAAAGGGAUUCUGCCUCUGGGUCUGGACAGUCUGCACAAAGCCCCGACACAGUCUGACCUGAAGGAGUUCUUCCGCUCCCAGCUGAACCAGGCAGAGGUCAACUCAGGUGUGAAUCUGCCCAGCGAAUAUGCAGUGAUACCUUUUGACACUUUCAACCUGCGGAGAGUGUACCAGCUGGAGACGGGGCUGACCAGGCACCCGGAGGAGAGACCUGUGAGGAAGGACUGCAGGGACGAGCUGAUAGGCACCGUGGAAACAGCUCUGCAUGUCCUCAAUGGACCUCAGCAACACACAGAUAACACUAGACGGAAGCACACAUACUCUCCUUCAGAUUUCAUAGAGGGGCUGACUCGUACAGACAGGGGCAAAGGAACUGUUUACGAGUUGAUGUUUAAAGGCGACGGCUCUCAGGACUUCACGCAGCUGGUGCUCUUCAGGCCGUUUGGCCCCGUGAUGAAGGUGAAGAGCGAGAGGGUUGACACACGCAGCAUGCUCAUCAACAUCAUCGUACCUCUUUCCAAGCGGGCCGACACAUUCAGGCAAUUCAUCAGCAACUUCAGAGAAGUGUGCAUCAAGCAGGACGGCAGGGUCCAUCUCACUGUGGUCUACUUUGGUCGUGAUCAGAUUGACCAGGUGAAAGCUAUGCUGGACCAGACCACCAGGGAGACUCGGUUCAGGAGCUUCACUUUGAUCCAGCUGAAUGAGGAGUUUUCUCGUGGGCGGGGCUUAGAAGUAGGCGCCAGGGCCUGGAGGCGGAGCCAGAAUGUGCUGCUCUUCUUCUGCGAUGUUGACAUCCACUUCACUGCUGACUUCCUAACUUCCUGUCGCCUCAACGCGGAGCCUGGUAAGAAAGUUCACUAUCCAGUGCUCUUCAGCCAGUACAACCCAUCUAUCAUCUACAGCAAUCAGACUCUUCUACCUUCUGUUCAACAACAGCUGGUGAUCAGGAAGGAAACAGGUUUCUGGAGAGACUUUGGGUUUGGAAUGACAUGCCAGUACAGGUCUGACUUCAUGAACAUAGGUGGUUUUGACCGUAGCAUCAAAGGUUGGGGCUUGGAGGACGUGCACUUGUACAGGAAGUACCUUCACAGUAAGCUGAUGGUGAUUCGCUCUCCGUCUCGUGGCCUUUUCCACCUGUGGCACGAGAAGAGCUGCGCAGAUGAGCUUCCUCCAGACAAGUACAAGAUGUGUAUGCAGACCAAAGCCAUGAGCGAAGCCUCGCACGGCCAGCUGGGGGAGCUGUUCUUCAAACCAGAGAUUGAGGCUCAUUUGAACUCCCAGAAGCAGAUAAACGGAUGAACAUAGAGAACAAUUGUUGGAGAUGCUGAUGAGAUAAUGUUAUUAGUCACUGUGAUGCAUGUUCUGGUUUUUAUGAUAAUUUAUGUUUACUUACCUUAAUGUAAAUCUGCCCAGGAGACUAAAGACAAAUUUACUUGGGACUUGUGCAGAAGCAAAACAAAUACUGUUUGAUUUUAUUAUUUGUUAAUAAAAAGAACUAUCUAUAUGUGUUAAUUGUAUAUUCUUCUGUCUGUAGAAAAGUAAUUGAGGGAAAGCAGCAAGAAAAAAUCAAAACUUUGAUCAGUUUGUUUAAUAGUUUGUGUUUUAAUGUGGUUUCCUUAUGGCAGUGAUUCCCAAACUUUUUCAUGUCCGGCUGAAGCUGAAAAAAUCCUCAUGUGGUUGAUAUUUAUUUCCUAUUUAUCAGCUGGUAACAUUACUGAGGAAACUAGAAACAAAAAGGUAGAAUUUUAUUGAAAUAACAUUAACAAGAACAUUCUCAGUAGUCUAAAAAAUACAAAUUAAACUUUUUUCAAAUUGCCAAACUGACAGCUACACUGAUUUAGAUUUGACUGAUGUGUUUGCUUGACGAGCAUCACAAGUUUUUCUUCUCUUCCCUGUCAAAAGUGUGAGGUCAUCAAAGAUGUCUUGUUUCUUUAUCGCUCAAAUUAAUCAGCGUCAUAGAUCCUUUUCACAGCAGAUAUUUUGACUUGUCACAGCAGGAAAAUCACAGAUAAUUAGUAACAUUUUAAGUCAAUAAGAUUAAUGAUGGUUCUGUUGAAGCAGAUAAAGGAUAGUUUCACAAUUUUCCAAAUCUGUCUCAAAACAAUAGUCAGUAGCCCAAAUGAUCAUUGACACCCUUUUUACUUUUUACAGUCUUUUUUAGUAAAACAUUCCCUCUUUGUGUUUCCUCUCUUCGGCUGCAAUGGAAGGGCUGCAACAAAAAGAGGGACUUUGGCACUAAAAAGACUGUAACAUUGAAAGAUAUGCACUUUAUUUGACCAACUCAGACGG